UGGCUUUGAGCAACUAUUCUUUUCCGAUUCUAGAAAACGAAGCACAUUUCAAAAUGAGCAAGUGUCAAUGCUUAGAGCGAAAUUUACAAAUGAAUCGAAUCCACCAUGAGCCAGAGCAAAUGCGACGCAGUCAUGGUUGCGACUCCAACUACUGCAGCAAGCAACCACCACCAUGUAAGAUGAUGCAGCAUCAGUUAAAAGGAACUUCAUGUCAACAUGGUGUCCCAGUAACUGCUCCAAAAUGUAUGAUGCAUCAUAACCAGUCUAUGUUGCAACAUCAAAAUAACGAGCUAAAAUAUAAGCAAGCGCACCUUAAGCACCAGUUAAAUGCCUUACAGCAGCGCACGUCUGCUCUUCAACUAGAAAUCCCUCAUAUGGAGCAGCAUAUUCAAAUUUUGACAGACCAAUGCACGGAGAAGGGUCAAAUCUAUAAAAACAUUAAAGCCACACUCUUGACCGCCGCAGACGAAGUAAUGAAAGCCCAAACUGCCGAAUCUCUCCCUUUUGAAUUUCUAUCCAAGAUCUUUACCAUAUUCGAUAAUGACUCAAAAUUAAUGGAAACAUUCAAGCAAUUGGAUAAUGAUUUAAGCGAAAUUAUAUCGAAGUUUUGCACUGAGGCAUAUGAAUCGCGUAAGGAACCCUUGUCCAAAGUUAUUGACUGUAAACUAGCAAAGCUCAGGAAAGACUUAAUCAAGAAAUAUGAUGGGAAAUUAAAAGAAUUUGUGAAAAAGCAGGAAUUGAAUGGGCUGGCACUGAAAUGCAAAUGUUUUGAUAUACUAUGUGAUUUUCUAAAGGGCAAGGAUUGUAUUAGCGAGGAUUAUUUAAAGGAAAUGAAGUCCAUCUACGAGGAGGAGUCUGCAAAACUUUAAAUGUUUAUUUUCUAUAUAUUUAAUACUGAAUAUAUUGAGCAUUGUGUUCAGUUUUUCUCUGUUUAA
Drosophila willistoni is the source of this 935-nucleotide messenger RNA. RefSeq lists its product as uncharacterized. The record is from RefSeq and is a predicted model, not a curated record. NCBI's taxonomy places the organism in Eukaryota, Metazoa, Arthropoda, Insecta, Diptera, Drosophilidae. Bases 54 to 869 code for a protein of 271 amino acids. The transcript has a single exon.